This is a messenger RNA of Schistosoma guineensis, 2886 nucleotides long. NCBI's taxonomy places the organism in Eukaryota, Metazoa, Platyhelminthes, Trematoda, Strigeidida, Schistosomatidae. The record is from the annotation of a GenBank genome assembly.
AUGUUAAAUGAAGGAAUGGCAGCGUCUGAAGUCACGAGUCCAACAGAUAUUCAAGAUGAUUUAAAGAAUGAAAGCUUGGAGGCUACUGUAUCUCUGGAUAAACUCAUAAUGGGAGGUGCACCAAAGUCAUCGGGAUCAGUGUCUACUAGUGAUGAUCAUGUGCCUGCCACAACUUACGUUACAAUCCAUCUCCCGGACGGAACCCAAGGAUCAACUCUGAGUCAACAAAAAUUGCAGGAACUUAUCAUGCACUUGUCCCAGUCUGGUCAGAUUCAACUACGAGAAGAUAGCAAGAUUGUGAUAGAUCUUAAAUUCAGCGGUAAGUCGGGUGACCAAGGGGUUCAAACAAAAUUGGAAAAUUCUUCGCUCCAACACUCUGCCGUAUCUAGUGGUACGGCAUCCCAAAUACAAACCAUAGCUUCCAGCAUCCCUCAUCGUGUUUUACAGGUUGGCAGCUCGGGUUCCGAUGGAGUUCAAAUUGUACGCACUAUACCUUCUUUUGUUAGUUCUACCACUCAAAUAAUUUCAUUUCCCACCGUUGCAACACAACAACCAGUCGCAGCCCAGUCAAGCAAUCCUAGACAACAAAUCCAGCAACAACCUACUUACAUUCUAGUCCCAGCAGCUCAGCUAGCAGGUGGUGGAGAGAAUCAGGUGUUUGCAAGCACACCUAUACGUGCUGUUACAGCAGGACACACAAUGCUUCGCACUUCUGGAAUAGGUAUUAAUAAUAAUCAAAAUGUUAACACAAGCAGUGUUAAUUUAGGUUCAACUGAUCGAAGUAUUAUUCUAGUACAACAACCAGUUGCUGGGACUAGUAUUCACGUUGGUUCUACAGGUACAAUCGUUCCUGGUUCAAGUAGUGGUAGUGGUACCACUUUAGUUCCUUUACGACAAUUAGGCGUAUCUACUUGUGGCGGCAAUGGAUUGGUGUCUAGUGCAGGUUCUACUCGUCUUAUUGGGUCAAAUGUUGGUAUUGAGCUGUUUUCAAGUACAGUUGGAUCACGAUCGUCCCAAGGUCAAGGAGGUUCAAUGGGAUUGGUAACAAUUUCAGCGAAUGCAGGUGUAUCUGGGUCCUCAUCCUCCGGAACUCCUCAGCGUGAGUCAACUUGGCAGCAAUAUGUCAAACAGUUCACGAAACUGGGUCCCUGUCCAAUCUGUGGGGAUAAAAUCUCUGGUUAUCAUUAUGGGAUAUUUUGUUGUGAAUCCUGCAAAGGCUUCUUCAAACGGACUGUUCAAAAUGCUAAAAGAUAUGCCUGUCAUCGCCCUAAUGCUUCUUCUCGAUGUGAAAUAAAUGUAGCUUCACGCAAGAAAUGUCCAGCUUGUCGCUUUCUAAAAUGUGUAGAUAAAGGAAUGCGUAUUGAAGCUAUUCGUUCGGAUCGUACACGUGGUGGACGUAGCAUGUACCCUGGUUCACGUUAUCUGCGUCAGAUUGCAGCACGGGUUAGUGGGACUCACUCUGCUCCUGGUCUGGGCCUCUCUAAUUCAGCUAUGGAAUUUUCAACUUCAGAUCUCGAUGGGAGUAUGCUACGUGGAUUGACGGACCAAAGUAUUAUGUCAGAUGAUGCGGACCAACUUUCUUGCUCUGUUGUCGGACUUGCUGCGCAUACUUUAGGCCCUGAUGGUUUGCCAGCUUCAGAAGACGCGGGUGGUGGUGUUUAUCUGGAUCCUGGUGUUCUCGGUACUCAUGAUAAUGAUGAUGAAGAAAUAGAUUCCGGUAGUCUACGUGUUGAACCAAACAUUUUAGAAUGUGGAAGCGGAAUUGUCGGUGGUACUAAUUUCUCAACAAAUGUUUCGCCGUAUUUAGGUAGACAGGUAAUUAUCGGUGGUUCAAACGAGUCGAUUCCACGUACUAGAGAACAACUACCAAAGAUUAUUCGGGAUAUUCUCCUUGUGGAAGAGACCAUAGAAGCGGAACCCGAAGAUUCACUAGAAAUCGAUGCUGCGGUUGCAUCAGAAACUGCAGCACCUGAGGGGGUCUCAGAUGACGAGGCAGCUGUGUACCGCGCACUGUUGAAUUUGGCAGACCAACGUUUAUAUCGAACAGUACGUUGGUCUCGAGCACUUCCAGACUUUUCUAUACUCGACACGGAUGAUCAAAUACUUUUAAUACAAAAUUGUUGGGCAGACUUACUGUGUCUUGAUUGUUGCUGGCGCUCUUUGCCCACUCCUUCGGAAAUUCGUCUAACCUCAAGUAAAUGUAUCAAUCUUGAAGCUGCACGUGAAAUGGGUGCUGAAGAAAUAGUUGAGAGAAUUUUACAACUCACUCAAUCUUUAACAAGAUUACAACUGGAUAUUGUGGAAUAUGCUUGUUUAAAGGUCAUUGUCCUAAUGCAACCAGAUUUGAAUAAUUUAAAAGCAAGUUCUCAAGUUCGAUCCUAUCAAGAAUCUGUUCGACGAUUACUAAUGGAUUAUGUCACCAAGUCAUCACCUGAUAUAAAUGAUAAGUUUAACAAAUUGAUCAAUCGAAUUCCUGAACUACGCAAAACAAGUCAGGCUGCUCGUUUGAUGCUUGUUGAUUUGGAUCUGUCUUCUUAUUUAUCAACUAAUUCUCUUCUAAUGGAACUUUUACGCAGUGAUAUUCAACGAUAUACACCAAAUAAUGGAUCACACAAUUCGACAGAAUCUACAACAGCAGUAUCAAUGCAAGGUUCUACCAAUUCCGGUAUAAAAACUGUCUCAGUCACUUUAGGGGCUGACACUGCAGAAAAUCAAGGGGAGAAUACUACAGUUACAAUGGUCCCAUCAUCAGGCGUUACUGAUUUAUUAUCAUUACCUAAUCAUACUACAAUUACAACAGUAACAGAGAGUAGACUAGAUGAAACGAUCACCAGUAAUAGUAAUACUUCACUGACUACUUCUGAAGUUGAUGUUAUUUCUAAAUAG